This is a messenger RNA of Actinia tenebrosa (Australian red waratah sea anemone), 2383 nucleotides long. RefSeq lists its product as uncharacterized. The record is from RefSeq and is a predicted model, not a curated record. Gene Ontology annotation, molecular function: protein binding. NCBI's taxonomy places the organism in Eukaryota, Metazoa, Cnidaria, Anthozoa, Actiniaria, Actiniidae.
AUGGCGGGAGGUUUAGAUUCUCAGCACAAGUUAUUACAAAUCAAAGAAAAGUUGAGGUUUGCUACUACCUCGUUACAAAACUGCUUGAAUUUUUCUCACGACUGCAAGUAUUUGAGUUUGCUGUGUGACUUUGGAGAAGCGAUAAUUAUAAAAAUAGAGGAGUCAAAUAUUUCAACUUCGCUUCAAGGUAUUAUUUACAAGAAGCUUGAGCAUGGUAAUGGAGAAACCUUAGAAGGACAGUCAUGGUCACCAGAUGAUGGCAUCUAUGCUGUACUUGGAAAUAAAGCUUAUCUGUAUCAGGUUCAUAAUGACUUCAGCCUAUUUCAUGCCAUUCCGUUGUACUAUAUACCAAAAGAUAUUGCCAUAUCAACUACUUUAACAGGAGAGCCGAAAACCCAACUUAAGUACAAAACAGUUAUUGCUGGGCCAAAUGGAGUUGAAAUGUAUGACUUGGAAGUAAACAAUUCUAGCAUCAUUGUGAAACAAGGUCUUCAUCUCCAUGCAGACCUUGCUAUUGUUUUAGUGGAUUUUUCACCUGACCUACAGUACCUUGCAGUAGCUGCACUGGAUUGCCACUUUGGAAUAUGGAAUGUUCAAAGUCUUGAAGGAGAGAAGAAAGACUUCUGGUAUAAACAUUUGAGUACUGUCAGAAUAACAAACAUGGCAUUUUCUCAUGACAGUCAAAGUAUUGCUGUUGCAUGCUGGGAUGGUGUCUGUUACAUUUAUACCAAAUCUCAGCCAAGCACACAAGAAAGCAAGACCUCGUGCCAGUGGAUUCAGUGUAAUCACAUUUUACAGUCUUCAGGUGAAAGAGUUUGUGGCUUGUUGACAGGGUCUUUGGUUUGUUGGGCACCAGACUCCAUGUCAGUGAGGUUUUCAUUUGCAAAUGAAGAGGGCUCAUGGUUGAAUACCCUUGAUGUGAAAGAUGGAAAAAGUUGGACUGAAAAAAUUGCUGAAAAGGGUGUUGAAGUGAAGGGAAUAAACACCUUAAGUUGUCAGGCAGGAGACUUCUCUGUAUGUUAUCUAAGUUCACAGCAACUUCUAUUAAGUAGAUGGGCCUUUAAGGACAAAAAAGUAAUAUCAAGUAAAAAUCACGACAAUCCAAGAGAGGUUCUUUUAUACGAAGACCUGAUGUGUUCCGUGUGGCUUGUCCCUGAAGAUCCCAAACACUUCACUGGGAUGACACUGAGAUGGUGUUGCUAUAGUGACGAAGACCUGGAACAAGUUAAAAACCUUUGUGAAAUGUUAUCUGUGAAUUGUAGUAACGAUGAACAAAAAUUUAGGAGUGGGGUAUCGCUUGAUGCUCGACCUGCUGAGAAAUGUUUGUGGGAUGCAAUUAAAACAAGAGGAAAAAAGGAUAAUGCAAAAGGAGAAGAUUCCUUAUCAUCAUCUACAUUACCACCACCAGCAUCAACAUCAUCAUCAUCUUCACCGCCAUCAUCAUCAUCUUUUACACCUCUACUACCACAGUCAUCAUUAUUACCAUCAUCAUCAUCAUCUUCUUCUACACCUCCACUACCACAAUCAUCAUUAUUCCCGCCAUCAUCAUCAUUAUCAUCAUCCAAUUGUACUGUCAAUGUACCAUUUUACGAACCUUCAACACUACUAUCCAGCCUCUCGGUCUCCAAUCCAGGACAUUUUGUAUUGGCGUCGAGAAUGGUGGUGGUGCUAGUAGUGUUACCAUCGAUAGCGUAUGUUUAUUAUCAGAAGAACAAAGAAUGGAAGAGCGUAGUGUUUAGGGACGCUGUUACCAGGUGCUGUCUAGUGCAAGAGAAUAUCUUGGUGACCUUGAGUGCUAAUGGGAACUUGGGUGCUUGGCAUUUGACAAAGAAUAGUAGUUUUACUUGUUUGGAUUCACUCCUGAUCCAAGGUUUACAAACAGAAAGGGCGUUUGUUGUGGGGGAUGUAUUUGAACCUCUGGUCCUCGUGUUUGAUGUUGACACACAAGGAGAACAAAGAGUGGCACAUGUAUCGUUGCAAGGUGAUACAUUAGCUCUUGCUAAAAGAGAAAUAGUGUGUAUGCCAACACCGCCGUUGACAUUCUGCAGUUCAAUGCUUGGAGUCUGCGUCUUCUUCACUAAAGAAAACAACUCGUAUAGCGUGCUUAUUCCAGAGCUAAGUAUAACUUAUGAUAUUGCGUACGAUGAACGGUAUACCUCGUUAUUUCAAUGUAUAAUGGAAAACAAGAAAAAGCUUCUGGAUUUUGUCAUCGAAAACCAACAGAGCUAGCAGUUACACAGGUAAAAUACUUCCUUUCUAAAAAUAAUUCUGUUGAAGGGGAAAACAGCUACACCUUUUUGCUUCGUGUUUAAUAUUUAACGAUUUCAAAGGAAGUACYGAUCAUUCCUUUAAAAUUAACGGGACGAAACUUAUAUAAUACUAU